Messenger RNA from Bolinopsis microptera, 2871 nucleotides. RefSeq lists its product as uncharacterized. The coding region runs from base 475 to 2694 and encodes 739 amino acids. Lineage: Eukaryota; Metazoa; Ctenophora; Tentaculata; Lobata; Bolinopsidae. The transcript is spliced from 3 exons. The record is from RefSeq and is a predicted model, not a curated record. Gene Ontology annotation, molecular function: DNA binding; hydrolase activity; ATP binding.
AGUAAUGUGAGAAGGGGAAUAACAGCUGACCUCAACAGUGUCCUCUAUCCAGCUACUCAGAGAGAGAUAGCCAGUCCCACGUGACCUGCACGUGACCUGCACGUGACCUACACGUGACCUACACGUGACCUGCACGUGACUACUAUGACGCACAUUAUCCUAUUCUGUUAUUACGGUCCUACAAUCUACAUCCUUACAUUAGCUUCGCAAACUCCGUUCUCUCUUACGUAAUUCUUAUUGUGCUGAUCAGCAGUUUGUUUCUCAGCAGACUCUGUUUGAACUGGAUACCUAUUUUAGUUACUUACCUAACUGUUACAGCCAGGCAUUAUAAUAUUUCUUAUUUUCUGUGAUAUUGCCUGAUUUUACCCUCCUCCUCCUCCUCACUUUGUCUAGAUCUGCUGAGACGAACUGUUCACUUUUUAAAGUCAGAAAAGUCAGUAAUCAAAACUCGUUACAAACAGAUAUAACAUCAAGAUGGGGAAAGGAAAGCAUAAAAAGAAACAGAAAGGAGAUCAAUCGGGUACAGAUAGAGAAAAAACAACUUGCGAGAUGAAUACGCUGGAAGAGUAUAGAAACAAAGGCAGAGAAAUAUGUGAAAAGUUUUGCGAGUUUAAAGACCAAUAUCCGAUUAUGUUACCGCCUGCCCCCAAACAGACCUACAUUGACUUUUACAAAGACGAAGAGGGAGCAUCCAGCAGUAAAUUUGAUGAUGAGAAAUUCAAACAAGCAAACUAUGAGGCUGAGGUGCUGACAUACCGGGCUUUGGAGAGAUUGCCAGAGGAAAGGUGUGUGGUUCUUCAUAGCUUCGAGUACACCCAUCAUCAAUACCGAAUUUGUGAUAAAAGUCAUGACAGGAGAAAGUGUGAUCAAUGUAAAGGUAUGGCUGCACAAAAAACAGAAUGUGACUUUGUUGUUAUCGGGAAGAACUAUGUUGUCAUUAUUGAAGUGAAGAACGUCCCUAUUGAUGAAGAUAGUGAACUAACAGAGGAGCAGAGAAAGAAAUUGACAGGAGCACUUAAAGGCUCACUCGAACAACUUGAAAAGACAAAAUCAAUGAUAAAUGGUCUUGUAGAGCAAGUUUUCGCUGGAAUGGAAGCAGAUCAUCAAUGCUCAAUAAUAUGCCUGUCCGCGUUUCCUAACACCAGUCGUGAUCAAUUUCAGAACAUGGAUGAACAGACCAAAAAGCAGAUAUUGUGCAAAGAGGAUUUUCCAGAUUUCUCAAGCUGGUGGAAACAACAUGACGUGUUAGGUUCGAUAUCUAGCAUUGUUCAAACUGAAGCUUUUCUCGCCAAACACCAGGAAAUGAAGCAAGUAUUGGUAGCUAUCUACUGUACUGAUAAAAACCGAUGUGAUGAACUGAAGUGUAGCUUGGGAAAAGCUAUAAUGGACAUUGACGACGAGUUGAAGAAAGGAAAUAUUACAUUUCUCAGCAAAAACCGACUACCAAAUCCUAAUGUGAUGAAAGCAACUGAUAUAAAGUCUGCAAAUAUUGACGAUGGCAUUAACAUUUUCAAAGACAUGCUCGGUAUAGAAUACUUGACUGUGGAACAACGUGAUGCUUUCAACAGAGAUCAGAACCUGCUGGUAAUUAAUGGACCAGCAGGUUCAGGGAAAACUAUCAUCUUGUUGGCUAAGAUCAUAAAAGUGAUCAAAUCAAAUGUGGAUAACAGAGCUGUGUUGUACAUUUUCUCAGAUGAUAACAUUUCAUGUAAACGUUAUCAAGAUGCUUUAGAUAAAGCUGAAAUCAGUAACGAAGUGAUAGUUAAUAACAUGUCCAUGGUAUAUAGUAGAGAGUACACAGAACAGGUGGUAUUAGAAAGUGAAAGCAGGGUGGUAAUAGUUAGGAUCUCAUCUUUGUCACGUUUCACAUAUAAUAAUAGUGUGACUAAACUGAUGUAUAGGAACAUUCACGUAUUUUUUGAUGACUGGCAGGGUAUGAGGGGUCCGUUAGCACGAAAGAUGUUUACAGAGCGCGACUUACUGCUGACUGUCGGGGCACUCACUAACUGUGUUAUCGCUUGUGAUUUCACUCAGGCAUACAGCUUAGAAUUAUCAUCUUAUAGAAAACGAAGAAAACGAUUUUACUCAUUCUUAACAAACUUGCCCCCUGAAAGAAUUGUAACUCUAUCUUUGAACUUAAGAAAUACUUCUGACAUUACUGACAUUCUAUCUAAGAUCAGAGAGCACAUAAUUCUACAAGUUCUUCAAGAAGAAAGAGACGAUACUAUUCCAAUGAUAAAACAAGGACACUUUAUUCACGGACCACAGAUUGUAGUGCAUGUUAUUUAUAAGAUAAUAAAUGAGAAGGAUUUUAGUGUGGUUACUGAUAUCUUGAAUGAAGAGCUAGAUAAAUUAUGUAACACAGACGUGAUUAAAAUAGGUAUAGUAUAUAAUACAAGAAGAAUAAUUCAAAAGGUAAUAGAAGAACGAUGUAGUGUUGAUAAUAAUAAAAUAGAGUGGUGUAAUGUUAAAAGUUGUUAUUCAGCUGAGUACCCAGCAGUUAUUGUGUUAUACGAUGUUGCUAAUUAUGUGGACCUAUCUAUUCUUUACCGGCAGAUAUCAAGAGCAAGGGUAUAUUGUGUUGUUAUAUUAUAUAGUUCAGAUGAUAACCACAUCUUUUCAGGAUUUGAAAAAUUGAAUGAUUAUAUGUUGGCUGAAUUUGAAGAUUCAAUCAGAGUUAUGCGGUAUGAUUGAUAACACCGAGUUUAUCUGUGAUAAGAAUAUUUGUGUUGAAUGACACUAACAUAUUUUAUUGAAUGUUACAUUGAAAAUGAGAUUAUACGAUUUACCGAAUAACAAUACCAAUAUUAAAUUCGUAGUGCUAAAUCAACAUAUUUUGUGAGAUGUCAGUUGUUUUAUCAAAGAAUUCAA